AAGCCUCGAGACUCCUCCCCCCGGUCCUGUCCUGUCUCCCCCAGCCCCGGCGGCUCCCGCUCGACGGCCGCCGGCGAGCGCCGCCAGGGAGGCAAGUGCGGGACAGAAGGCGGAACGCAGGCCGCGGGGCCAGGGCAGCCGUCCGUGCGGAGGGCAGGGGAAGGGAUGGACGCGGCGUGGGCGUGCGCGGUGGACCGUGCCGCCGGCGUGGCCGACUCCACCAGGCGCUUCUUCCUCUCCUUCCGCCGCCCUCCCCCUCCGCAGCCCGGCCCCAACCCGACAGACAUCUUGAAGCGUCUGCAGCGACAAGCGUUCUAUGACAUAAUGCAGCUGAGGGAUAGACAAGAGAAGGUCGAGAAGGUGCUCACGCUGUUCAAAUCUCACAAAAUCGGUCCGUUUGCGGAAGAGAGCACCCAGGUCAAGGGCCUCGUCAAUUUCGCCGGAGCCCUAGCACUAAACAGCAAAGAAGGCACGGAACUAGACAACUCAGAAGCAAAUUCUGGCAUCAGUUCACAGUUUGCGUUCCGGACCAGUGUCCGGAAGAAGGAUUCUCUCCUGGCAGAGCUUGCCACCGAUUCCAGAUACUUCUAUCAGGAAAAUGAUCUCAUGGGGAGCCCUCUUGUGCUGUCGAAGGUGAUGUACCUGGCAAUCGUCGGCGACGACAUUUCUGUUGCUGCGGUGCCGGUAGGAGCAAGGUGUGAUGAUUUUUCAACCGAUCCAAGCAUCCAAGAGGGGCAAUGGGUUCCCAACUUCCAUUCCUCGCUGAGGCCACCUCUGCUGCUUAAGCGUCACAGGCGCGCUGCUGGCUUGAUACUGAAAUCGCAGAACUUUGCAGCAUCUCUCGCGGAGUUGAUCUCAACAGCUGCGAAAAGCAAUGGUGAAGCCAGCAGUGUCUUCACAGGAUUCGGGCAGAUUUCAUGCAAGAUGUGUGACGAUAUAAAGCUGACCAUGUCCGCGGCCUGGCAUGGACCGUCUGCGAUUCCUCGGAAGAGCAAACCGACCGCUGGAGGGUGCGUCGAUCUUGAACUGAAAUUUGACGAGGACUCAAGGGUCGGGGCCUGGGUCGAGGUGAAGAGGUCGAACCCGAGGCAGCUGAAAUGGGCCGUCACGCUGUCGGAUACGCCGGAGAACGACCUAGGCUGGGGAGUGAGCCUGCGGAGAGGCUCCGAGGGGGUGCCAGAGCGGAUUCAGCUAGAAGGGUUUCUGAACAUACAUCUAGGCCAGAAUGCCACCCUGCAGCCUGGUGUCAUGUUCAACCUGGAUGGGAGGCGAUGCGCCCCAGCGGUCGUGUUCCGGUCAAGUUGGUUCUUGUGAGUGAUUUUGGUGUGAUCCCUCUUGAGGAUGUAGAGAAGUCGUGGUAGAUCAGAGAAAGUAGAAACAAUCAUUUGUGAAAUCUGAAAGAAUGACAGUAAUUAUCAUUUUGUAUGAUGCUAUGAUAGGUUUUGUUAUCAUUA
Triticum aestivum (bread wheat) is the source of this 1454-nucleotide messenger RNA. RefSeq lists its product as uncharacterized. The record is from RefSeq and is a predicted model, not a curated record. The transcript is spliced from 3 exons. Bases 166 to 1314 code for a protein of 382 amino acids. Lineage: Eukaryota; Viridiplantae; Streptophyta; Magnoliopsida; Poales; Poaceae.